CCUGAAGACUUGACCGCAGCCAAGUGUUACUCUUAUCUGUGUGCCUGUCGUGAAACGUGCUUUACUUCCUGACGGUGAACAUGACAUGUAUUUUAAGCUAUUGAUUUGAAAUUGUCUUAAAUAAUAUUUAAGACAAAAUAUUUAUUAUCGUUUUAAGCCGUCUCUAUCAGAAUAAACCGUCACCUCUGGCCGUCCUCGUUGCCACAGCGGUAACUUUAGCUCAACGUGCUGUCAUCAUGUGGGUUUUUGGUUACGGGUCCUUGAUUUGGAAAGUCGACUUCCCUUACGAGGAGAAGAGGGUUGGUUACGUAAAAGGAUUCAGCCGUCGGUUUUGGCAGGGCAGCACGGACCACCGAGGAGUACCUGGGAAGCCGGGUCGGGUGGUCACUCUGGUGGAGAAUCCUGAGGGGUGUGUUUGGGGCGUUGCCUACAAGCUGCCGACGGGCCGAGAGCAGGAAGUGAAGAGCUACCUCGACUACAGAGAAAAAGGUGGUUACCAGGUCAUCACUGUGGCUUUCCACCCCCGUCCACCACCCACCUCCUCGCCUGACCAGACGCUGCUCUACAUCGGCUCCCAGGACAAUCCCGACUAUCUGGGCCCUGCGCCUUUGGAGGACAUAGCCCACCAGAUCAUCAACUCUACCGGGCCAAGCGGGAAAAAUACGGAGUACCUGUUCCAGCUGGCUGAUGCUGUGAGGACUAUCCUACCCGAGGACUCGGAUACACAUUUGUUUUCUCUUGAAACUUUAGUGAAAGAGAAACUACAAAAUUAGACAUAAACAUUCCAAAUAAAUUAGCAGAAUUACAUGAAUAAUAAGACUCUAAUUACUCAUUCAUUGACUGGUUGGAUUUGUUUGAUCUCAGGGCUUAAGAUGUAAAAUGUAAAUCAGGGCUUUUGUCUUUAACAGAAAAGAGUUCGUUUAUUCGUAUCCCGUUGCAAAGAAAUGGACCAUUUUGUUCGUCAAAAUCAAACCAAGCUUGUAAUAUUUAAUAUUUUUUUGUAGGUUUAUGAUCAAAUUUCUGCAGAAAUGGAUCCCACAGUCCUCAUCUGUUGUGUGUUAGAAUUGUAACACAUUGUCAUGAUGGAUGUCGGUAUUUAACCAGUUACACUUAACCACGUUAAGAUUGUAAUGUAAAGUUGGCACUUGGUUCAAGGCUCUGUUAAGAGUUUGCACUUUACAGAUCAGAUAUAAAUCCUGCCUCUUAUAAUGCCUUGUUUGAAUGAAUUGAUUUAAAUCAAUUACACCGCAUUUCUAAAGCGUAACAAGUUUAGAAUAAUAAAGCCUGUCCUACUCAAGCACCUUGUUUUCAGGAGAUGGUCACAGUUCUCUGAAAAGCCUCUAAUUGACAGAGGUUAUCAUCAUCACACCACUCUAUUUACCGUUUCUCACAGAAUGUACUGUUUACUCUCGACUGUACUCAACACUCACUAUCUGUGCCAGUGAAUGCGUCAACAUCAGCAGCGCCGCAUCAGCAAAGAUCAACUUGCAGAAUAAAGGAGUGGAAGCUUCAUCUGAUCUUGUUUUUUUUGUUUCUUUUUUAAAACAUGA
Molecule: messenger RNA, 1550 nt
Organism: Cololabis saira (Pacific saury)
Lineage: Eukaryota; Metazoa; Chordata; Actinopteri; Beloniformes; Belonidae
Gene: chac2
Product: ChaC, cation transport regulator homolog 2 (E. coli)
Exons: 3
Coding region: 237-773 (178 amino acids)
Biological process (GO): glutathione catabolic process
Cellular component (GO): cytoplasm
Molecular function (GO): gamma-glutamylcyclotransferase activity; glutathione specific gamma-glutamylcyclotransferase activity
Source: RefSeq, a predicted model, not a curated record